AUGGAAGAUGCGGAGAACCUUCUCGACGACAUGCUCGAGGCGGCCGAGGCCGCGCGGCACGAGACCGAGCUGACUCUGGCGCCGCAGGCGCCCGACGCGAAUGAGCCGUUUGUGACUGUGGCGGGUGUGACUGCAGGCGAUGCGGUGGAAGGAGUGGUGGAAGAAACGGUAUAUCAAGGUGUGACUGAAGGAGGGGUGACUGAAGCGGGAGUGGGUGAAGGCGAGGGGUUCGAUUUGAAUAUGGAUGCUGGUGCCGGUGGAGGGGGUGCGGCGGCGGUCAUCAUGACCGAGGGCGCAGCAGCUGAAGCCGAACCAGCGACCGAACCAGUUGCCGAACCAGGAACCGAGCCUGGUUCGGGCUUAUAUGUUUCCGAGCCUCAGAGUCUGCAGGUCGGGAAUGCGGAGCAGGCUCGGGAGUUUAUUGGCGAAUACCAGGAGGUGGGCGGAGAGGGCGGGGGUGGUCAUAUAAUGCAGCAGGAAACGGCGGAAGCUUAUGGGGAGGGAGGCAUGGCGGAGGGGGAGCAGCCGAGAGCUGACGUGGAAAUGGCGGAAGCAGCGGAAGAAAUUCAACAGGGUGCUUAUAUCGAGCAACAGGUGCAAUACGAGGGUGUACAGGAGCAGGGGCAUGUGGUCGCAGAGCAGGCAGAGGCAGCAGAGCAAGCGCAGAUGGCACCUACCCCGGAUGAGCCUGCUGUAGCGGGCCAGCAACCGGCUGUAGCUGAGCAAGAGGCAGGUGAGGCGUGGCAGGAAGAUGUUGUAGCACGGGCCGAAUCGGCUGUAGCAGGUUACGAACAUGGGGCAGGGCCGGCUGUAGCUGGGUAUGAGGCUGCUUUCCCUGGGCAGGAGGCGCCUGUUUCUGAAGCUGGCGGAGGUGAGGCGGCAGAGGGGCAGGUUGUAGCACCGGCUGAAGUGGGCGAAAUGGUUACCACUGCUGCUGGCGAAGGAGAGGUGGUUACAGGAGCGAACGAAGGUGGCAUGGUUGGAGAGAGCAUGGCGCAAGGAGAGGGGGAAAUGGCGCCAGCAGCAGAAGCACAAGGAGCGGUGGCAGAGGGCGAGGGGGCAGCGCUGUAUACCCAAGGCAUGGUGGCGGUUCCUGAAGGGCAGCAUGGGCAGGCGGCAGCAGUGCCUGGCGCGCACGGGGAAGGCGGAGAGGGAGGGGGAGAGGGCGAGUAUUCACAUGCGCGCAUGCAAGCAGAAGGGGAAGGCGGAGAAGGUGGCUCGUUAGUGCCUGUUGCAGGGCAGCCGGAAGCAGGAGCAGCAGCAGGCGGGGAAGGGGGAGAAGCAGCAGCAGGCGGGGAGGGGGCAGAAGUAGCAGCGGCAGAGGCAGAAGCAGCAGCAGCGGUGGCGGAGGUGGCGGCGCACAUAGAGGCGGCGGAGAGGGUGGUGGUGCAGUCGCAGCUGCCCCAGCCCCCGCCGUCCCCCGCUGUGGGCAACGUGGCAGUGCUGCCCAUGCUGCUGGACCAGAUUGAGGCGCACAUCCUCUUCUACGGCCGUAUCUUUCGCAAGGAGCCAUUAGAGGAGGAGCUCCGAGCUUUGGUCUUUGCCACGGUGCCCGCUGAGCUGGGUUCGCCCGACCACCACCGCUGGCUCCACAUCGCCGACGCCUGGCGCCGCCGCAGAGAGGCCGCCCCCGCCGCCCUCCUCCUGGACGGCGGCGGGGCGGCAGCGGGCGGCGGCGGGUAUGUGUCCCCGGAUGGGGUGAGGGGCCGCGGGCGGGGCAGGGGGAGGGGCAGGGGGCGCAGGGGGAGGCGGGGGAGCAUGCAUGCGUUUGGGUAUGGUGGAGGCAGGGGGGAGGGGGGGUACGGGGGGUAUGGGGGAUAUGGGGGAAGCGGGGGCUUUGAGGGGUAUGGGAUGGGGGAGAUGGGAGGGGGGAUGGGUGGGGAGGGCGGAGUGAUGGUGGUGAGCGGGUAUGGCGGCAUGGGGGGUAGCGAGUAUCCCAUGCAUAUGGGCCCUGAUGGCAUGCCCAUGCCCAUGGACGCCCAUGCCAUGGCCAUGGGGGGCAUGGGCGGCAUGGGGCCGUUAGCGCUGGGGAAUGGGGAGCCAUGGGUGUGGGACGACGAGGGGUGGGACGCCCCUGGGAUUGCCAUCCGCGGGCGCGGCAGGGGCAGGGGGCGCGGCAGGGGGAGGGGGCGGGGGAGGGGGAGGGGGCGCGGGCGCAGCUGGCACCUGGUGGGGGUGGAGAUCGUCCCCUCGUAUGGGUCUGAUGGGGAGGAGAUGGGCGCAGAGGGGGAGGAGAGGGCGGGGGGCGCAGGGGGGGGCGCAGGGGGAGGGGGAGCAUCGAUGGGCACACGGCCAGUGGUGGCAUGGGCGGAGGUGUGGCCGGGGAAGCUGGAGGAGCUGGUUGAUAGGAAGGACCAUGCAGGGGUGGCUGCCGCCCAGGUCAUGACGGCCGCUGUGGUGGCCCGGGCGGCGUCGGCGGCGGUGCGGGCGGCAGCAGUGGCGGUGGCGGUGUUUAAGGAGAGGGCGGUGGCAGCUGCAUGGGCGGAGAAGCAGGGGGGAGCGGGGGUAAACGGGUCGCAUGGGGGGUAUGGGGGGCAUGGGGGGUAUGGCGUGCAUGGGGGGAAUGGGGGAUAUGGAGGGUAUGGAGCAGUGUGGCGCGGGGCAGGGGGAGGGGCAGGGGAAGGGGGCGGGGAAGGGGGAGGGGCCGGGGGAGGGGCAGCAGGGGCGGGGGGCGUGGCAGGAGCUACUACUAUGGCGCAGGAAGAGGAGGAGGUGGUGGUGGUGGAGGAUGAGGAGGAAGGGGAGGAAGAGGAGGAGGAGGAGAGGAGGGUGUGGGGGUUGAAGCUGCCGCACAGGUUCCACGUGGGCACGGCCGUGGAGGUGGCGUCCAACGAGGAGGGGCUGCGGGGCAGCUGGUUCACGGGCACCGUGCUGCAGCUCGAUGCACGGCGGGCGCUCGUCCGAUACGACCAGCUGCUGGACGACGCUGGUGAGAUCUUAUCUCAGCACCUUGCUUGGGACGAGCGAGGUGAUGCUGCUGUGGUGUGCUGUGGCACGUAUCAUCUGGAGGAGUGGGUCUCUACUGCACCCCCUCCCCCCGCUCCCUCUUCUUCCGCCUCCCCCCAUCCUCCCCACCUCGUCUCCGGUGUUCCCCCUCCCCCUCCCGCGCACCUCCCCCCGGGGGGAGAGCCCCAGCGCUGCCUGCGCCCUGCCAGGCCCCCCUAUGCGGGGGCGGGGGCGGUGGGGCGCAGUGGGAGGGGCAGGGGGGGCGGGGGGAAGAGGCGCAGGGGAGGGGGAGGCGGAGGGGUGGGAUGGAGUGUGGGCGACCAUGUGGAUGCGUGGGUGGAUGAUGGUUACCCCUGCUGCACUUCUCGUCCCUCUUGCUGUCACGUGCCGUUCCUCCCGCCUCCCCUCCUUGCCGCUACCUCUCGCACCGACAGAGUUGUAGCGUUCACCCUUCUCUGCAUGCUCUCUUCCUCUGCAUGCUCUCUUCCUCUGCAUGCUCUCUUCCUCUGCAUGCUCUCUUCCUCUGCAUGCUCUCUUCCUCUGCAUGCUCUCUUCCUCUGCAUGCUCUCUUCCUCUGCAUGCUCUCUUCCUCUGCAUGCUCUCUUCCUCUCACCGCACGCUUUCCUGCCCCUCGUGGCCUCUGUAUUCCCCACCACCCUCCUUCCCUUCCCUCUAACCUCCACCUCCCCACUUCCUCACUCAACCCCUGCCCAUUCUCUCAUCCUACCUGCCACAUGCUGUGUGCGCCUGUCUCCCCCCACCGCAGGUGGUGGGAGGGGGACCCGUUUGUGGGCCCUCCCCUAUUUGCUGCUGUACCCCCUCGCUCCACACGCCCCUUCUUCCUCCUUUCCUCAUCCCCUCAUUCCCCUUGUUCGCCUCCAUUCCCCCGUUCCCCCUGUUCCCCUCGUUCGCCCCAUUCCCCCCCCCCCCCAAGGCUACGGGGAGAUGGCGCAGAAGCAGCUGACGUGGCAGCAGCUGCGGCCGUCGAUGGUGUUUGAUGUGCGGGGGAGGGAGUGGGUGAUGGUGCGCGCUCAGGCCGUGGGGGAGGGGGCGGAGGAGGAGGUGGAGGAGGAGGAGGAUGAUGACGUGGAGGAGGUGGUGCCUGCUCCCAUGGGGCAUGUCAGGAACCGUUCAGAAACUCUUUGUCGUUCCUUUUCGUCAACCGCCAUGCGACGGAGAUUGAGCAGCAUGGCUCGGAGGACCACGAUCCGAGCGUUUUUCGGCCUUGCCCUCGCGCUUACCGCGUCGGCCCUUGUGAUCGAUCCCACGGACCCGUCGUCCCUAGGGCAACUGGAGGCGAUGCAGCAGUUGAAGCUCGGCUUCGAGGGGAGCAAGCCCGCUGCGCUCGCCACGUGGACCACCAGCGACCCCUGCGACGGCACGUUUCUCCUUUUGUGUGCAUGCUCCGUGUAUAUCCGUCGCGUUCGCAUCACCACGCACUCCUGCUUCUCCCCACCCGAUCCUCACCGUGCUCGUCUCCUUGCGACACGCAGCGAUCUGUGCGAAAUGGGCAUCGCAGGCGCGCUGUCGCCGUUCAUCGGCAACCUCACGGGGCUGCUGCAGCUGCGGCUGUGCGACAACCAGAUCGCCGGACAGAUCCCUCCCGAGCUCGGCAAGUUGUACGCGGUACAGGAAGUCGAGCUACAGAAUAAUAAGUUCACGGGCGAGCUGCCUACCGAGCUAGGCGGCAUGGCGACCUGCACGCACCUUUACCUCUACGGAAACAAUCUCUCGGGCGCCAUCCCUGCCGCUCUUAAAGCCGUCACUUACCUCAAGCUGGGUCCUGGGAAUCGUUUCUGCAGCACGGUUCCCGGCUCGCUGUGCGCUGGCGCAUCGGCAGAGCCGCUCCCCGCAACUCCCACUCCGGUGGAUGACCCCGCGGAUGAGGCGGGGAGCCUGCCUCCGCUGAUCAGCGCGCCGCUCCCCGACUGCCCGCCGUGUACGGGGGAUGAUUUGCCGGGGCUCGAGGACGGGUGCACGUGCGUCAAGCCGUCGCUGCUCAAGAUUCGUUUCAAGGACCUGGACUUCGCGGCUUAUAACGCGAAUCAGGAGGACGUGCUGCUCGGCGAGCUGUCCCGCGCGCUGCAGCUGGAGCCACGUCAGCUGAUGGUGAUUGGGCGCGAGCCGGGCAGCGUGAUCCUGUACCUGGCGGUGCUGCCCGUGAACGGGUCGGCGCUGGACCCGCGGCAGGAGGCGAAGCUGGUGGACGCCGUCACGGGCCACCGCGUCAUUCUAUCCAAAGCCUUCCGAGACUACGAAGUGCUCGGAGCGCCCGGCCUCGCGUUUAAGCCAUCGCAAGAGUCGCAGAACGCCGACGACGAAUCGUCCUCCGCGUCUUCCGGCGCAUCAUCCGGCCUCAGCACCGGAGCCAUCAUCGGCAUCGUCGUCGCGUCGCUCGCGGCCGCGCUGGUUAUCGCGGCGCUUUUCUGCCAGCUGUUGACGUGGCGCCGCGACAGGAACGCCGCGCGCCGCGCUGAUGUGGAGAACUCGCGGAUGGCCAAGGUGCUGACGGGCAGCAUCGAGGCGCCGUACAGGCCGCACGGAAAGAACUCCAUCUGGGGAAGGUGGGAUUUGCCACGUGGCAGCCCCUUUCCGCCGGUGAAGCCGUCGAUCUCAGGAGGCAAUUCCUUCAACGAGCCCGCGCUCUCCUUCCGCAGCGGCAUCCCUGGCACCCCUGCCGGCGCACACGCGAAUGGCUGCGGCGACAGCGUCGCGGGCACGCCGCGCGACACGCCCGGCGUCUCGGAGCGAAGCUUCGCGUUCCAAGGCGCGAGCUCGCCCACCUCCCCCGCGAACACCGCCGGGCUGUGCGGCGGCGACAACGGCGACGACCCGCGGACGCCCGAGAUCGGAACGACGCGGACGGUGGGCGACGCGGAGGGCGGAGGCACCCCUCAGGAGGUAAUGGAGAUUAAGAAGAUCGGUCUUAAGGCGAUCCACGCGGCGACGCAGGGGUAUUCGAAGGCGAACUUGAUCGGUGACCGCGGGCACGGGCGCAUGUACAAGGCGGACUUCUCGAGCAAGGCGCGCGUGCAGAUGGCGGUGCUGCUGGAGCUGUCCGGAGAGAAGCUCGACGAGGCGGAAUUCGCGGCGGCGGUGAAGGCGCUGGGGGACCUGUGCGUGCAGUCGAACCGCCUGGUGGCGAUCAUGGCGUAUUGCGCGGAUAAGGGCCAGCGGUGGGUGGCGUAUGAGUAUCUGCCAGGUGGCAGCCUCAAGGACCACCUGCACGGGGACCUGCGCUUCGAGCGCGCGCUGACGUGGCAGAAGCGCGUGCAGAUCGCGGUCGACGUGGCUGCGGCGCUGGAGUUCCUGCAUGAACAGUGCGAGCCGCUGAUGAUUCACCGCGACGUGUCGGCCGACAACGUGGUGCUGGACGGCGAGUUGCGCGCGAAGAUUAAGGACGUCGGCAUCCACACGCUCGUGCGCGAUUGGUCCGAGGGCCGCGCCGUGUCGCCAUCCGUGCUGGGGUCCAUGGGGUACCAGGCGCCCGAGUUCCGCGUGAGCGGCGAGCAGACGGCGCGGUCCGACGUGUUCAGCUUCGGCGUGGUGCUGCUCGAGCUGCUGACCGGCCGCAAGCCCGUUGACUCGUCGCGACCCAAGGGGCAGCAGUCGCUGCUGACGUGGGUUCUGCCGCACCUGGAGAACAGGCUCGCCGUGACGAGCCUGGUGGACCCGUACCUGCGGCUCAACUCGACGCUCGACCCCAAGUCGCUGCACCUCUUCGCGCUGGUGGCGGCGCACUGCCUGCAGCACGAGCCCGAGGACCGGCCGCGCAUGGCGGAGGUGCACAGCCAGCUGCAGCACCUGCUGCUCUCCCUCUCCCCCGACGGCCUCCCCUCCCCCAUCUCUCCCGCCGCCGCCUCCGCCUCCCCCCUCUCCCCCGCCUCCCCCGCUUCCCCCAUGUCCCCCAUCCCCAACCUCACCGCCGCGUCCCCUUGCACCCACGCUCCGAGCCCCGACGCGGAGAAUGAGAGCUGCUCAGUGGCGGAUUCAGGCACCACGAGUGGCACACACGUGUCGCACUCAGCACGGCACUACGACCAGAAGCGCUGGGUGCAGGUUACCCCGGGCCCCAACACUGCCGUCAAGACCCACGCUAGUGCCGUGACUCCCGCUGCUGCUGCUGCUGCUGCUGCUGGUGGUGUGGCGAAUGUGCGCUCGCCCCUUGCACCGGUGAUCAACCUGUGA
This is a messenger RNA of Closterium sp. Yama58-4, 7134 nucleotides long. The record is from the annotation of a GenBank genome assembly. NCBI's taxonomy places the organism in Eukaryota, Viridiplantae, Streptophyta, Zygnematophyceae, Desmidiales, Closteriaceae.